CGGCAGUUUCGAGCAGGAUCCGUACUCAGAGCGAAACCCUCCAGCCCCCCCCCCCCUCCCCCACCCACCCCCCCUCCCCCCCGACAACAACAUGGGGCGCAAGAAGAUUCAGAUUACUCGCAUCUUGGACGAACGUAACCGACAGGUGACGUUUACCAAGAGGGAGUUUGGCCUGAUGAAGAAGGCAUAUGAGCUGAGCGUGUUGUGUGACUGUGAGAUUGCGCUCAUCAUCUUCAACCACUCCAACAAGCUGUUCCAAUACGGCAGCACUGACAUGGACAAGGUGCUGCUCAAAUACACAGAGUAUAACGAGCCUCACGAGAGCCGUACCAACGCCGACAUCGUGGAGACGUUGAGGAAGAAGGGCUCUAACGGUUGUGACAGCCCGGAGGCGGAUGUGGACGAGACUGUGGACCAGAGCCCCUACAUGGAUGACAAGUUCCGGAAAGUGACCGACGAUAUCGACGUCCUCUUCAAACGCUACGGGUCGAGCAUGCAAACGCCCAGCUUCAGUUUGCCGGUGACCAUCUCGAUCGGGACGCAGGGCAUCUACAGUGACCCCGGCUCCUCACUGAUCAGCCCCUCCCUGGUCACCACCUCCCUGACCGACUCCAGCCUCCUCAGCCCACAGCCGCAGCUGGCCAUGAGGCGCAACACACGGUCACCUGGUCUACCGUCCCGGCCCUCCAGCACCGGGGACCCAGGUACGAUGAUCGGGUCCGAGAUGUCCACGUCUAACGGUGGAUGUGCCAGUCCCCUUGGCAACGGCUACGGGAACCAGCGGUCGUCUCCGGGGCUGCUGAGCACAGACAGCCUGGGCAAGGCCAUGCCGCCCAAGUCACCGCCCCCCUCCCUGUCGCUCGUCUCUCUGGCCGGGAGGACCAAGCCCGACCUCCGGGUCAUCACAUCGCACGCCAAGACCAUGAUGGGCUCGCUGUGAGUACCGGGC
Molecule: messenger RNA, 949 nt
Organism: Leucoraja erinaceus (little skate)
Lineage: Eukaryota; Metazoa; Chordata; Chondrichthyes; Rajiformes; Rajidae
Product: myocyte-specific enhancer factor 2D homolog
Exons: 6
Coding region: 92-940 (282 amino acids)
Biological process (GO): heart development; positive regulation of transcription by RNA polymerase II; cell differentiation
Molecular function (GO): RNA polymerase II cis-regulatory region sequence-specific DNA binding; histone deacetylase binding; protein dimerization activity
Source: RefSeq, a predicted model, not a curated record